Messenger RNA from Hyalella azteca, 1529 nucleotides. RefSeq names its product acid-sensing ion channel 1B-like. Gene Ontology annotation, molecular function: ligand-gated sodium channel activity. The record is from RefSeq and is a predicted model, not a curated record. Gene Ontology annotation, cellular component: membrane. Gene Ontology annotation, biological process: sodium ion transmembrane transport. The transcript has 10 exons. The coding region runs from base 1 to 1374 and encodes 457 amino acids. Lineage: Eukaryota; Metazoa; Arthropoda; Malacostraca; Amphipoda; Hyalellidae.
AUGAAUGUGUCAAAUUUGUCUUUUAAAAGAGCUGAGAUGAGCUUCACCGAGCACCCAGGAUCCAGCAGUUCUCGACCGCCGUCAGUCAACGGGUGGUGCAGGCGACGGAAGAUGGUGGCCAAGGGGGAAGGUUGCGGUCGCGAUGGACGAUAUCCAGUGGCCAAUUUUGAACAACUGUCCAUCACAGGAGUGUCGCGUGUGGUGACGCGGGAUGCUGCGUGGUGGCUGCGGGUGGUGUGGACGUUUGUGCUGCUCACUUGCACAGGACUGACGCUGUACCAGGUGAUCAACCGCGUGCUCUACUUCCUGUCCACUCCCGUCAGCGUCAACGUGCAGGUCACCCGCAACGUUAGCCUCAGGUUCCCGCACGUGACGCUGUGCAACAAGAACGAGUACAGCAUGCGUGCUCUCCGCCGGCUGCAGCAGGACCUUGCCAAUCAGGAGGGCGUAUCGAACCUGACGGAGGUGAUGGCAUGGCAGCCGAAGGACCUGCUGCAGCUCAAUGGCAUGGAUGCUCAUGUAUUAUGGAACCUUACAAAGCAUGCCAGAGAGGACUUAGUCCAGGAGUGCUGGUUUGGGCGCGGCGUACGUUGCGAAGAAGUAGGCCAUUGGCGCUCUGUGCUCACUGUCAUGGGCGUGUGCUACCAGUACAGCACCGACAAUCCUGUGACAUCAUCAGGAAAGUUCAACAACCUGUAUAUGAAUCUGCAAGACAUGGAGGAAGAGGUCUCUUUUAACGGAGAGCGGGGCUUCAAGAUUCUCAUCCAUGACCCCAGGGACGAUCCCGUCAUCGACGUGCGCACGCACGGCACCAGCGUCGACCAGGGCUGGGGGAAGGACGUGCGAGUCGCUGUCAGGGAGUUCGCGACACUGCACACCAGCCGGCGCCCGUGUGUGGAAGAGCCCACAUACUCCUCCUCCCAGUGCAUUGCGCUUUGCUUUCUUCGCGCCCUCAUACACGACACCGAAUGCCGCAUGCCCUACAUGACAGGAAUCGGAGGCUCUUGGUGCAGCAACAGCACCGAAUAUCGCCUGAGUCUUGAGAGCGAGUGGCGGCUAUUAUUCAUGGGGGGCUGGAAUGCGGGAGAAUGCGGGUGCCGCAAGCAGUGCAACGAAGAUAUUUACACGAUGUUUAAUGAAGCCGCUCAAGGGAAUCCUCGCUCUGCCAAGAUCCGGGUCUUCUUCCAGGAUCUAACGUUCGAUGAAGUGUCGGAAGAUCUAGCAUACAGCGCGGUGGCCUUACUGUGUGACAUCGGAGGAACCCUGGGGCUUCUGCUUGGGGCUUCAGUACUCACCUUCUUCGAGAUCGUCGAGAUAACUUUCUGCAAGCUCCUGACGUACAUCCGCACGCCAUGCGCGCUACGAGCCAACUGAAGAAAGCAACCGCCAACCAUGGUUGAACUAGUAUAAGGUUGACCCAUCAGAAGCCCAUUUUUGCGGAUAUAGUUCGUUGUCCGCCGGUGACGUCGCUGAUCUCAGCGAGGUCACGGGCAUAAACCAAUCACCGAAAUGCGAUCAAACCAGUCAAC